Molecule: messenger RNA, 779 nt
Organism: Cuscuta campestris
Lineage: Eukaryota; Viridiplantae; Streptophyta; Magnoliopsida; Solanales; Convolvulaceae
Source: the annotation of a GenBank genome assembly
ACCCUAAGAGAAAGCUCAUCUGCAGUCGCUACUCAAGGCUACAAAGGGGAAAAGAGAGAUGAAGGUUAUCGCCGCUUACUUGCUCGCCGUGCUCGGUGGCAACGCAUCCCCUUCCCGCGGCGACAUCAAGAAAAUUCUGUCCUCCGUUGGUGCUGAUGCGGAUGAGGAUAGAGUUGAUCUUCUCUUAUCCCAAGUUGAGGGAAAAGAUAUCACUGAACUGAUAGCAUCUGGAAGGGAAAAGUUGGCUUCUGUACCCAGUGGUGGUGGUGUGGCUGCAGCUGCAGCACCUGCUAGUGGUGCUGGCAGUGGUGGUGCCGCUGCCGCUGCAGCUCCAGCUGCCCCAGAGAAAAAGGAGGAAAAAGUCGAAGAGGAAUCUGACGGAGAAAUGGGUUUUGAUCUCUUUGGUGGAGAUGACUAGAGUUUGUGUUGUAUGUUUCUUUGCAGAGUUGCCUCAAAUUUUUAUUAAGUUUCCCAUUUAAAGACCUUGAUCUUUUCUUCUUUUUGUUUAUCUAUGAGAACUUUUGCUCAUGGGAGAUCACUAUGAUUUCUGUUGCAUGUUAUCUCUGAAGUUUUACAGUGGUUGAUUAUCCUUUUCAAUGGUUCAUCUCUUAUCAAAGAAUGAAGAAAAACACGUCCAAAAUUUUUUUUCAUUGAAAUUCCUGCGGUGAUGACCUGUUUCUUCCUUGGAAUCAGGAUCCAUGCAUCAUGGAGAGGAAGCAAUCACUGGCCCUAGUUUUUCUAUUGUCGCUUGUUGUUUUGGGUCUAUUUGGGAACAACGU